Brachypodium distachyon (stiff brome) is the source of this 863-nucleotide messenger RNA. RefSeq names its product Bowman-Birk type trypsin inhibitor. The record is from RefSeq and is a predicted model, not a curated record. The transcript has 2 exons. Bases 153 to 560 code for a protein of 135 amino acids. Gene Ontology annotation, molecular function: serine-type endopeptidase inhibitor activity. Lineage: Eukaryota; Viridiplantae; Streptophyta; Magnoliopsida; Poales; Poaceae. Gene Ontology annotation, cellular component: extracellular region.
CGGGACCCGGCACUCUCCCCUUUCUAUAAGAAGUGAAGUGCAGACUUCUAUUAGCCGCGUACAGAUAGAGAUAGAGAGCUACCGAGAGCCAGAGUCUUGCAAGCGAAAAGAAAACCAAGAUCGAAGCUACAGAGUACAGACUACAGAGAGAGAUGGGGAGAAGAAGAAGCCCGGCUCCGUUGUUGGCGGUGACCUUCGCCGUCCUCCUCGCAGCUCUUCCCCACCUCGCUGAAUCCAGCAGCAGGCACCACCACGCCCACGGCCACCACUCUCGCGUCCAAAUCAGAGGGUACGGAGAAGGAGGGGAAGGAGAAGAAGGAGGAGGCAUGGCGAAGGCGAAGGCGAAGGCGUGGCCGUGCUGCGACAGCUGCGGCGGGUGCACCAAGUCGAUCCCGCCACGGUGCCAGUGCAUGGACGCGGCGCCCGGCGGCUGCCACCCGGCGUGCGAGAGCUGCGUCAAGUCCAGCCUCAGCGUCCACCCGCCGGUCUACCACUGCAUGGACCGCAUCGCCAACUUCUGCCAGCGCCGAUGCAGCCCCGCCGCCGCCACUGCCCACUGACCGACCGCCUCUCGGCUCAACCUACCGGCCGCCCCACCACCAACUGACCUGCAACCCACCUGCCGCCACCGGCGACGAAGAAGAAGAAUCCUUUAACCAACUCUGCACUACGAGUAGUAUAUACGCCUGCCGGUUUUUAAUUAGCCGCGGCUUUUGUCUCUGUUGUCUUGACUCUGCAACCUUGUAUGGUCUUCCCCCUUUCUUUCUUUUUUGUUUCUGUUUUUGUUUGAUUCCCCGUGCAAAGAAGCUAAAGAGGAUUCCAAUUACCAACCCAACUGGAGUUGGUCUGUUCGUUCAUCUCAA